CACAGCGCGCAGACGCGACACGCCAGACUCGCGCCAGCGCGCCGUAAGUGCGCAGGCGCGCCGGCCGUCUCUUUGCUGCUCUUCCUUCUCCUGUCUCCAGACGUCAGUGGCCGUUGGGCCCUAUGUCGCGCCGGGCCCUCCGGAGGCUGCGGGGGGAACAGCGCGGCCAGGAGCCCCUCGGGCCGGGCGCCCUGCAGUUUGCCCUCCGUGAUGACGAUGAUGUGGAAGAAGAAGGCCCAAAGCGGGAGCCCGGUGGCCAGCGCCCCCGGGGCGCAGGGAAGGAGGGCGUCCGAGUUAACAACCGGUUCGAGCUGAUCAACAUCGAGGACCUCGAGGAGGGACCUGUGGUGAACGGGGAGAGGUCUGAUUGUCUGCUCACAGACGCUGUGGUGUCGAGGAACAAAAGGAGGUCCCCGAGUGGAAGCACAGAAACCAAGAGAGAUGGAGAAGCAGCUGACAGAGCAGCGCUCCCCGAGCAGUCUAAUAUAAGUGGCAAACUCCGAAAGAAGAAAAAGAAACAGAAAAGUAAGAAAAACGCUACGGGAGAAACUUCGGAGAAUGGGCUGGAAGAUAUCGACCGGAUCUUAGAGAGGAUUGAGGACAGCAGUGGUUUGAACCGCCCGGGCCCGCCUCCCCUGAGCUCGAAGAAGCACGUCCUGUAUGUGGAGCACAGACACUUGAAUCCAGACACAGAACUGAAAAGGUAUUUUGGUGCUCGAGCUGUCCUGGGGGAACAGAGGCCGCGGCAGAGACAACGUGUGUAUCCCAAGUGUACGUGGCUGACGACCCCUAAGAGCACCUGGCCCCGGUACAGCAAGCCAGGUCUGUCGAUGCGGCUGCUGGAGUCCAGGAAAGGCCUCUCCUCCUUUGCAUUUGAGCACAGCGAGGAGUACCAGCAGACACAGCACAAGUUCCUGGCUGCUGUGGAGUCCAUGGAGCCCAACAACAUCGUGGUUCUGCUCCAGACGAGCCCCUAUCAUGUCGAUUCGCUCCUGCAGCUCAGUGACGCUUGCCGGUUUCAGGAGGACCAGGAGAUGGCUCGAGACCUUGUAGAGAGAGCACUGUACAGCAUGGAGUGCGCAUUCCACCCCUUGUUCAGCCUCACCAGUGGGACCUGCCGGCUGGACUACCGCAGACCCGAGAACAGGAGCUUCUACCUGGCCCUCUACAAGCAGAUGAGCUUCCUGGAGAAGCGCGGCUGCCCACGCACCGCGCUGGAGUACUGCAAGCUCAUCCUGAGCCUUGAACCCGACGAGGACCCCCUGUGCAUGCUGCUGCUCAUCGACCACCUGGCCCUGCGGGCACGGAACUACGAGUACCUGAUCCGCCUCUUCCAGGAGUGGGAGGCUCAUCGGAACCUGUCCCAGCUCCCCAAUUUUGCCUUCUCGGUGCCAUUGGCGUAUUUCCUGCUGAGUCAGCAAGCGGACCUUCCUGAGCAGGAGCUCAGCUCUGCGAGGGAAAAGGCCUCUCUCCUGAUCCGACAGGCGCUCACCAUGUUCCCCGGAGUCCUCAUGUCCUUGCUCGAGUACUGCAGCGUGCGGCCUGACGCCGCUGUUGCCAAUCACCGCUUCUUUGGACCCGACGCUGAGAUAAGUCAGCCCCCUGCCCUGAGCCAGCUGGUGAGCCUGUACCUUGGGAGGUCACACUUCCUCUGGAAGGAGCCUGCCACCAUGAGCUGGCUGGAGGAGAACGUCCGCGAGGUUCUGCAAGCAGUGGAUGCUGGGGACCCCGCUGUGGAAGUGUGUGAGAGCAGGCGGAAGGUGCUCUACCAGCGCGCCCCCAGAAACAUCCACCGCCAUGUGGUCCUCUCUGAGAUCAAAGAAGCUGUUGCGGCCCUGCCUCCGGAUGUGACCACACAGUCUGUGAUGGGCUUUGACCCUCUGCCACCUUUGGACACCAUCUACUCCUACGUCAGACCAGAGAGGCUAAGUCCCGUCAGCCACGGAAACACAAUCGCUCUCUUCUUUAGGUCGUUAUUGCCAAAUUACACCAUGGAGGGAGAGAGGCCGGAAGAUGGAGGGGCUGGGGGUCUGAACCACAACCAAGGCUUGAACAGGCUGAUGCUGGCCGUGCGAGACAUGAUGGCCAACUUCCACUUCCACGACCUGGAGGCGCCGCACGAGGACAACCCCGAGGGAGACGGGGAGUGGGACUGAGGAGUGGGACUGGCCGGCGCCGCUGCCCCCAACGCUGUACAAUUAUGUUCCUGAUUUCUGUUCUGGUCUGAAUUGGCCAGUUCCCUGAAGUAGAAAUGCUGAUGUGUCGUCCACCUGCCUCUUCUUUUUCUCCUAUAAACAUGAUGGGUUACAUUCUG
This is a messenger RNA of Equus quagga, 2314 nucleotides long. RefSeq names its product transcription factor 25 (gene TCF25). Bases 123 to 2156 code for a protein of 677 amino acids. The record is from RefSeq and is a predicted model, not a curated record. The transcript is spliced from 18 exons. Lineage: Eukaryota; Metazoa; Chordata; Mammalia; Perissodactyla; Equidae. Gene Ontology annotation, cellular component: RQC complex.